AUGAACGCUAUCAAUGCUGAAUCACAGAGUAACAGCAAGUUCUCCCAACAGAAAGGAACACCAAUCGCUGAGAAUGCGGCUACUGUCGACAAGGAUGUUGCAGCAGCGGGUGAUAGGUCGAAAGUGGUUGCGAUCGUAAAGGCGCAUGAAGAUACCAAUCCCCAGACAUCUCAUUCCAUCGCUUCCACGCAAAACGAACCAAAAGCCGAGAUACCACACGCCACGCAUGAUGAAACAAAUGCCAACACACCACACGCCACGCAUAAAGAACCAAAUGCCGAGACACCACAAGCGGUCACUUCCGCGCAUAACGAACCUGGUGAUACACAUCUGGGCAAGAAUCCAAAGGAAACUACGACCGCUAAAGAUCUGCUGGAUAUACCCAUUGAGGACCAGAAAUGGUAUUGGGAACAAAUUUAUGAUUGA
Molecule: messenger RNA, 426 nt
Organism: Peronospora belbahrii
Lineage: Eukaryota; Oomycota; Peronosporomycetes; Peronosporales; Peronosporaceae
Source: the annotation of a GenBank genome assembly